This is a messenger RNA of Fusarium graminearum PH-1, 327 nucleotides long. RefSeq lists its product as uncharacterized. Bases 1 to 327 code for a protein of 108 amino acids. The transcript has a single exon. NCBI's taxonomy places the organism in Eukaryota, Fungi, Ascomycota, Sordariomycetes, Hypocreales, Nectriaceae. The record is from RefSeq and is a predicted model, not a curated record.
AUGAUGGCCAAGGGACACAAAGUACAACAUAAGUUGCGAGCGGCUCAGAGCAAUCUUGAGCGCAGUAGGAUAAAUCUUGAGAUAGCACAGGACGAAUUGACACAGGCCAAGACUGCAUACCACAACUGGAGAGCAGACAUUUUUGCCGAGACAGAAAAGGCUACAACGAUCAGGGAAAGCCUGCAGUUGGUCAAGCGGCACAAGAAGCACUAUGCGUUCUUGCAAACACUGGUGAAAGGUGGCCCUUUGAUGACAGAGAGACUCAUUGGCGCUGCAAAAGAUGCUGGGCUGAAGUUUGAGACUGGGCUUGGUGAGAAGGAAAUUUGA